Sipha flava (yellow sugarcane aphid) is the source of this 2002-nucleotide messenger RNA. RefSeq names its product transmembrane protein 87A. The transcript has 16 exons. Bases 173 to 1831 code for a protein of 552 amino acids. The record is from RefSeq and is a predicted model, not a curated record. Lineage: Eukaryota; Metazoa; Arthropoda; Insecta; Hemiptera; Aphididae. Gene Ontology annotation, biological process: retrograde transport, endosome to Golgi. Gene Ontology annotation, cellular component: Golgi apparatus; membrane.
CCGACGGAUUGUUGGAAAUGUUGUUUUAAUCGUUGGAAUAUUGGUGACUGUUGAAAACGUAAACAAUAAAUAGAGUUACUUAACUUAUGGAUUAAUUGCAUACAAAUCUUGACAAAUCUUUAAACAAAAUAUUACGUAUUAUUGUUACAAACAUUGGUUAUAUUUACUUCAAAUGUUUUCAAAUGUCCCAAUUUAUUUUUUGUUAUGUACUUUUUUAGCAUUUAAGUGCCAUGCCGUCAGACGUGAAGAAGGAUCGUGGUCAACAUAUAUUGAAAAUGUAUUCGAGAAACCAUAUAGUUUCCCCAACAGUCUAUUUAAAGGAUCAAAAAUAUAUAUUAAAAUAAACUGUAAUCAUUUAUACAAUGUCACUGUUAGUUGGAUUUUGACAGAACCAGAAUGUUGGAAUUAUUACUAUUUACAACUUGGCAGUGGUCUUAUCAAAGACCUUCAGCUACAAGAAAUAAGUCGAGAUUUCCAGAGUAAUAAUUCAUAUACAAAUUAUAACAUGAAAUUUGAAGAUCAUACUUACUCUUGUGCUUAUGGGAUAGAUUUAGAUGAUUUAUCAUCAUAUGAAACUAACACAACUAAUAUUGGUCCAUUGCACCAAAGAUCUUCUAAACAUCCAGUUUUCACUAUUCUUAAAGAUGGAGUGUACUUUCUUACUGUUACGAUCACACCUAUUGCCAAUGAUGUCCCUGAAUUUGAUAAUGAUGAAAAUAAAUUUAUUGGCACUUUAGAAGUUAUAAUGAAAGGUCCACAUGGAUUUUUAUCUGCUGCGAAUUGGCCAUUAUUGCAUUUCUACGAGUUUAUGUGUUUUGUGUACAUUUGUUUUGGCUUAACAUGGUUGAUCUUAUUAUUUAUGCAAUGGAGGGAUUUACUUCAAAUCCAAUUUUGGAUUGGAGCUGUCAUUCUAUUAGGAAUGAUUGAAAAAGCAGCCUUUUAUGCUGAAUAUUAUGAAUUGAAUCUUACUGGACAGUUAGAUAAUAUUUAUGGAGUAAUGACGAUAGCUGAAGUGAUUUAUUGUUUAAAACGAACUCUCGCACGAAUAUUGGUUAUUAUAGUAAGCUUAGGAUUUGGUAUUGUCAAACCCAGAUUAGGUCCACUCUUACCUAAGGUAUUAGGAGUUAGUUCCUUAUAUCUAAUAAUGUCAUUAAUGGAAUCUUAUUUUCGUUUAUCAAGUACUAUGAACAAUGGGAUAUUAUUAGUUGAAUUACCAUUGGCUGCUCUGGAUUCCGGAAUUGUUUGUUGGAUAUUUUCUGCCUUAACUCAGACUACUAGAGCUUUAAGACUUCGAAGGAAUGCAGUAAAACUUCAAUUAUAUACACAUUUUACUAAUGUUCUUGGUUUUACUGUUGUGACCUCAUCUGUAUUUAUGUUAUAUUUUAUAAAGACUCAACGUUUAUCAAAUUGUGGUGGAAACUGGAAAGAACAAUGGUUAGACGAUGCCUUUUGGCAUAUCGAGUUUUCCAUAAUUUUACUUGUUAUUAUGAUACUUUGGAGGCCAACUAAUAAUAACCAAAGAUAUGCUUUUACUCCAUUGCUGGAUGCUCCUGAUGAUGAUAGAGAUGAAACAGAACUAUUCAUUAAAGAAACUUAUAAUGAUGUAAAGAUGAGAACUACAACUAAUACAUCCAAUAAUAAUUUCAAUGUGACACCCUACAAAGACUAUCCUGCUUCAAAUAGUAGCACAAAAAGUCAAACACAACUUGAUGAUGAUUUAAAAUGGGUAGAAGAAAACAUACCCGGUUCUUUAUAUGAAACGACUGUACCAAUUUUGGAUUAUAGUGAGGAUGAUCAUAAUACUGCUAUUGAACGUUCAAAAUUGCAAUAAACACUUUAAAUUAAUGUUCUUAAACAAUACUGUAGUUUAUGUCACUUUUGCUUCAUAAUGUAAACCAAGUAUAGUAUUUUUUUUUCAUUGUUUCGUUAAUACUAUAUACUUAUUAUUUUAAAUUUGUUAAUUUUGUCCUAUUAUUCGAUUAAUUGAAUAACCUUUUUGUUA